This is a messenger RNA of Acaulospora colombiana, 300 nucleotides long. Lineage: Eukaryota; Fungi; Glomeromycota; Glomeromycetes; Diversisporales; Acaulosporaceae. The record is from the annotation of a GenBank genome assembly.
AUGGGAGAAAAGCGUUCGCAGAGACAGAUUAACAUUCACCAACCAAAUAUAACCGCGGGGACUGCAGUAAAUGGAGGAACAGUUGAAAAUGUAAACGGUGAAGUAAAACUUAUGCCAAAGAAAAGAGAUAAUAAUGAGCAGAAGAAACAGUCAAAAAAGGUCGCUAUAAAGAAUAAAGAAUCGGUUGCCUCAGCUUCUAAUAAGACUGAUGAUGAUAAAGAUUUGGAAUAUAUACCUGAGUCAAACGUUAGCACAAGUGGUUCAAAAAAACGUAAGAAAUCAUCUAAAGGAGUAGAAGAG